Molecule: messenger RNA, 2115 nt
Organism: Aphanomyces astaci
Lineage: Eukaryota; Oomycota; Saprolegniomycetes; Saprolegniales; Verrucalvaceae
Exons: 2
Coding region: 164-1483 (439 amino acids)
Molecular function (GO): guanyl-nucleotide exchange factor activity
Source: RefSeq, a predicted model, not a curated record
GCCACGUAUUAAUAGCGUCCAAUCCCUCUCCCGGGUCAGAAAAUAUGAACAUCGUCGCAGCAUUUUAUGCCCAUGGCAAAGAACGGAACGCCUAAAUUUACUUUGGCAUUGCCAGCCACGGCUGCAUAACCACAUUCUAUCGAGAGACUCGAGAGGGGGGGGAAUGCCGCACCUUCGCCAUCAACAUCACCGCCCGCCGCCGCCGCCUCUUCCGUCUCGACCGUCUUCGCAUGUCAUCCACCCACUCGCGUGGACUUCAGACAUGCUGCACUUCUUUAGCAAGCGCAGCUCCAUCGACUCGAACCCGUCGUCAGACGACGGCACGAGCUCCGUCGACGACGCCUCGUCAACCUCCAAGCUGCAGCAGAAGCAGCAGUAUAUGUUCAAGUCGGUGGCCGUGCGCCGCUUGUCCCAACAUCGCCUUCUUCUAGCCGCCGAGCCUCAUCACAAGUCUCGUCUUCCGCCUUCUCACGUCGUCGACGACGACGACACGGGCCUGCCGACUCUAACCUCAUCGUCGUCGCUCCGCAGUACCUUCCUGCUUGACGACGAGUUCCAGCCCACGUCAGUGGACUGGAAUCCGCAUUAUCCGUGGUUUCGCGUGCUCACAGAGAUCGUGGACACGGAAACCAGCUUUGUCGAAACAUUGCAUACGCUGCACCAGGUGUUCAACCAUGUGUUCCACGACACGCACAGGUACACGCACGGGUCGUUGCUGGCGCUUCGGUCGGCGACCGCGGCGCUUCUGACACUCCACACGGACCUGUGCACCGACCUCCGUCGCCCCGCGGACAUGCUGCAUCUACGUCAGGACACGCUCCAUCUCGCCAAUGCGUUUCAAUCGCACCUGCCCUACUUUAAGCUGUACGCCCACUACUGCCUCGCGUACACGGACGUCAGCAGCCUCCUCCUUCGCUUGCAUCAACGAAAGCAACACAAUACAACGCUCAAAAGACAACAACACACGACCCAAGUCGAUGAGUUUCUCGCGGCGAUCACUGCCGCCGCGCACGUACUCCAAGUGGACCUCCAGUCGGAAAUGAUCAAGCCCGUUCAACGGCUGUGUCGGUACCCUCUGCUCAUGUCGGAGCUCCACCACCACGCCAUGUCGCAUGCUGGGUGCUUGACGGACACGCUGGCCAUACUCGUUCGGGAUACCAAAGUCGUCGCUGCUUACGUGAACGACCGCGUCCAAGCCGACACGAACAACGCCAAGUUCUUGCGGUUGAGACGAAAGCUCACCCUCGGAUUUGGAUGCCCCGAGGUGAUGGUGCCCGCUCGGCAGUACGUGACCGAAGCCGCGGUGCACGUCGCGUCCUUGGUGACAGUCGUGCCGUGGAAUAUGUGGACUGCCAAGCCCCAGACCCUCGUGCUGCUCUCAGAUGUGUUGCUGAUCACCAAGCGGCGACGGCAGACACGGUUGCAGGUAGGAAUGUUGGUCGUGAUGAUGGUUGUUCUGCAGAAAGUUGGUAUGAGCAGUUGAAAACGAUUGAUUGAUUGGAGAGAUGAGGCUCAUAUAUGGUGUGCGCUGUGGCUUGAUGUAGGUGACCAAGCUGCUGCCGCUGGUGAUGGUGUCCGUGGAGGAAGUAGAUGUGAUCGAGUUUCCCAAGUGGAGUCGCGCCAAGUGCUUUGUGUUGCGCUACAAGACAGAGAGCGGGUAUGCCAGUGGAGGUACCAUCAUGAUGAUGCAGGGCCACGUCAAGACGUAUGUGGUUGUGUGCGACUGCGAGAAGAAGAAGAUCGAGCUGCUGAGCUUGUUUCGGGAAACGUUGGCCCAAGUCGUGGACGCAAUGGUGAUGCCGCCGCCGCCGUCGGUCCAGCAACCGUUCACAUUGCGCCACACGCGGCUCCCGUCGAGUGUGAGCGCCGUCUAGUUUUGUGAUUGUACUUCGUUUAGGACGUGUACUCUAUUUUGGUGUUGGUCGAUUGCAGAAUGUAUGUACAUCCCUACAGAAUGAUGGUGUCGUGGGGACGACCCAUUUACUACUGUACUAUUAAUAGUUAACCUAGUUACAGUGUAUCAACACCGGUAGUUUCAACUUCGACAGAGUGUAAAGAUGUAGCCCGACCAACAUGCCCACUAACGAUAUAAUACUACGUAGUAAUACAUGCACA